AUGUUGCUCUAUCUUAAUCUCGAAUUACAAAAGGUAGUGCUACCCAAGCAAAUCCAAGCCACUGCAAUGCUUACGAUAGCCAGAGAACAAAUUAUCAGAUGCAUCGAGGAGAUUUAUGAACACUACAAAGAUGAGAUGAUAUGGAUUGAGUUCGACUUGAAAGUACACCCCUCACCUAGCAUCCAUGAUAGAAUCAAACAAUUGGAAACAAUAGAAGUAUCUCAUGGGAUAAUCUACGUUAUGCAAGUCAUUGCUGCUAUGGAGCCUGUGCGGCAAGCAGGCAAUAACAACAUUGACGAAGGAAGGAAACUGGGAGAAGCAGAUUACGAAACGUAUUUUUAUGAUGUCUACAAAAGAAUAUUAAACGUAGACGAUGCAAUGUAUAGGAUUUUGGUCAACUUUAUAACAGCUCUACUUAUUCAGGUGUACGAUUCUGACAACUGGAGUAAACUCUAUACAGAUACAGAAGAAGGACGAAAGAUUGGAGAAGAAAAGUAUAAAGUAGACACCGAGUCGAUAAGAGAGUUUCUGGAGUAUCGCCUCAACCGUCAUUAUUUAGAGAAUAUCAACAUUACCAUAGCAAAGUUCCGAGAUACUGCUACGGUAUUACAGCAACAACGUUACAAAGAGUUGAGAGCGCAAGAAUCUGAUGUCGUCUUCGCCCACUAA
Cylicocyclus nassatus is the source of this 669-nucleotide messenger RNA. The record is from the annotation of a GenBank genome assembly. Lineage: Eukaryota; Metazoa; Nematoda; Chromadorea; Rhabditida; Strongylidae.